AUGGAUGAAACAAAGAGAAUGGAAGAAGGCCUCAAUUCACCAUUUAAUGAAGAUGGUAAUAAGAAUGACUUGAAGAAGCAGGUGACCAUUAAACGCAGUAACGGAGAUUCCAUUGUUGAGCAUGAGAAAGACACAAUGGCUAAGCCUGUGGCUUUGGAUGAGUCUGUGGAACAACCACUAGUUAAGAAGAAGACCAAGAGGGUUGCAACCCUGGAUGCAUUUAGGGGUCUCACCAUAGUGUUGAUGAUACUGGUAGAUGAUGCUGGUGAAGCUUAUCCACGUAUUGAUCAUUCCCCGUGGAAUGGAUGUACUUUGGCCGAUUUCGUCAUGCCUUUCUUUCUUUUCAUUGUUGGGGUUGCUAUAGCCCUUGCACUAAAGAGAAUCCCCAAGAAAAGGGAUGCUGUAAAGAAGAUAAUCCUUAGAACAUUGAAGCUUCUCUUCUGGGGUAUAAUUUUGCAAGGUGGUUAUUCUCAUGCUCCUAAUGAUCUCGAUUAUGGAGUUAACAUGAAAUUUAUCCGCUGGUUUGGCAUUCUCCAGAGAAUAGCACUUGUAUACUGUGUUGUAGCACUAACAGAGACAUUUACCACCAAGCUCAGACCCACAACAUUGGGUUCUGGACACCUAUCAAUUUUUACUGCUUAUAAAUGGCAAUGGCUAGGAGGGUUCGUGGCAUUUCUUAUUUAUAUGAUCACAACCUUUACUCUCUAUGUUCCUGACUGGAGUUUCGUGGAUCGUGUUAACGGUGAUGAACCAAAGAGAUACACGGUCAUUUGUGGGAUGAGAGGACAUCUAGGGCCUGCAUGUAACGCUGUUGGACACGUGGACAGACAGGCAUGUACACUCAAUUCUCCAGCAGAUGGUCCCUUUCGUGAAGAUGCUCCAAGUUGGUGUCGUGCUCCUUUUGAACCUGAAGGCCUGUUGAGUUCUAUAUCUGCAAUCCUCUCUGGCACUAUCGGAAUCCACUAUGGGCACGUCUUGAUUCACUUCAAGGGUCAUUCGGAGAGGCUAAAACAAUGGGUUUCAAUGGGGUUUGUGUUACUCAUAAUAGCCAUCAUUCUUCACUUCACAGAUGCUAUCCCCAUUAACAAGCAACUGUACAGCUUCAGCUAUGUUUGUUUCACAGCUGGGGUAGCUGGUGUUGUUUUCUCAGGGUUCUACAUACUGAUAGAUGUUCAGGGGCUACGCACUCCAUUUUUGUUCUUGGAAUGGAUAGGAAUGAAUGCUAUGCUAGUAUUUGUGAUGGCAGCCCAGGGCAUCUUCGCAGCAUUUGUAAAUGGAUGGUAUUAUGAAGAUCCACAUAACUCCCUAGUACACUGGAUCCAGAAGCAUGUGUUUGUCAAUGUUUGGCACUCAGAGAGGGUGGGAACCAUCUUGUAUGUCAUUUUUGCAGAAAUCCCAUUCUGGAGUGUGGUUGCUGGCGUAUUACACAAAUUAGGAAUAUAUUGGAAACUAUGA
Molecule: messenger RNA, 1455 nt
Organism: Sphenostylis stenocarpa
Lineage: Eukaryota; Viridiplantae; Streptophyta; Magnoliopsida; Fabales; Fabaceae
Source: the annotation of a GenBank genome assembly